Messenger RNA from Apaloderma vittatum (bar-tailed trogon), 755 nucleotides. RefSeq names its product homeobox protein BarH-like 2. The record is from RefSeq and is a predicted model, not a curated record. The coding region runs from base 348 to 737 and encodes 129 amino acids. The transcript is spliced from 4 exons. Gene Ontology annotation, molecular function: DNA-binding transcription factor activity, RNA polymerase II-specific; DNA binding. NCBI's taxonomy places the organism in Eukaryota, Metazoa, Chordata, Aves, Trogoniformes, Trogonidae. Gene Ontology annotation, biological process: regulation of DNA-templated transcription.
AGAUCCUCUCCAAGGAAACCUGCGAUUACUUCGAGAAACUUUCCCUUUACUCCGUUUGUCCGGCUCUCUUGGUCCGCCCCAAACCGCUGCACUCCUGCGCCGGGUCCCCUUCUCUGAGGGCAUAUCCGCUCAUCUCCGUCAUCACCAGGCAGCCCUCCGUGCUCCCUCACCUCGUCCCAGCUGCCACCAGCUCCCGCGUGCUGCCAGCCCAAACCUCCUCGGGCACCGCGAGCUCGGAGGCACCUGCCAGCGAGACCCAUGCCAGCAGCGAGUCGGAGGCAGAGCAGCCCACGCCUCGGUUAAAAAAGCCGCGCCGGAGUCGGACCAUCUUCACGGAGCUCCAGCUGAUGGGCUUGGAGAAGAAAUUCCAGAAGCAGAAGUAUCUCUCUACCCCUGACAGGCUUGACUUAGCCCAGUCCUUGGGGCUGACCCAGCUCCAGGUGAAGACGUGGUACCAGAACCGGAGGAUGAAGUGGAAGAAAAUGGUGCUGAAGGGUGGGCAGGAAGCUCCAACGAAGCCCAAAGGCCGUCCGAAGAAAAACUCCAUUCCCACCUCAGAGGAAAUCGAAGCGGAAGAGAAAAUGAACAGCCAGGCUCAGAGUCAGGAGCUGGAGGGAUCUCAAGCACCCGAGGAGCCUAAACUGACAGAGGAGAAGCCAGAAGUCUCUUUGGAGACAGAGAAAUUGCCAGAACAUAUAUCAGAGCCCUCCUCAGAGGAGACUACGCCAUUAAGUUAAAAGGAAAAGAAAGGAGGG